Messenger RNA from Paramecium tetraurelia, 846 nucleotides. RefSeq lists its product as uncharacterized. Lineage: Eukaryota; Ciliophora; Oligohymenophorea; Peniculida; Parameciidae. The record is from RefSeq and is a predicted model, not a curated record. The transcript is spliced from 2 exons.
AUGAAUCAAUAGGGAAACAUGUAUGAUUUUAAGAUAGUGUUGGGAAGAGUGAAGGAGAAGAACAUGAGUGUGAGAUUAAAUUACAGUUAGACGAAGAGUGAGGAUUAUGAGAUGGUGAUAAAAUUGAAGGUGAAGAGCAACAUUGAUGUGAAAACUGCCGAUAGUGAAUUCAAGGAGAGGUGCAAGAGUACUUACACUAUUCUGACAUCGUUUGUGAAGUAAAUUCGAGAUUUUUUGAAGCCCACCUUUGCUCUCAGUUAUCAUGUAGAUGAACAAUAUGCAUACAUCACUUUUAAAUAUGCUAAUUAAGUGGAGCAGUAGGAGUUUAUGGAGAUCUGUUAAUUCAUUCGAGAGACAAUGGAGAAGUCAUAAGAAAGGGAAGAGGUGGAAUUAUAGAUUGAAAGUGAUUUGUCAUUUGAGAAAUUGGGUUAAAGUAUUUCGAAUGCUGUUUAUCAAAUGAAUUUGGAAGUGCAAGGUAAGGCUGAAUUUCAAAAGGACACUGUGAAGUUGUUGGAAAACCUCAAGAUGUGUAAACAAGAGAAUUUGCCUUACUUUUUGUAAGAGAAAUAUUUGAGUCAAAUUUUAAUAUAUCUUUAAUUAUUAGAGAAGGCUCAUGCAGAGGUUGAAAUCGAUAAGUUGGAAUACGAUUUGGGAUUUGCUCAACCCAGUAUUGAAUUGCCAUUCAAAUUUGCGAUCUAUGGGAAGUUAUAAAGGUUUGCUGAGGAGUAUUUGGAUUAGGGAAUCGAAUUGGCAAUUAAGGGGCCUGGUUUGAGUGCGGAGAUAGAUUUCACUUAUAAGGGGAGCUUGUUCACAUUGAUUGACAAUAUUUUAAUUAUUAAGUAAUGA